CCCCAGAAAACCCUUUUAUUUUUCUUUUUAUUUUUUUUGGCAGAAAAUCUAUUUAAGUAGUUGAAAUAAAAUAGAGUUUUGGAGAGAGAGAUGAGAAGAAGAAGAGAGAUAAAGUUGUCCUUCAAAGAUUAUGCCCCAAAGCAUAAGCCAAACCUUACUUUGAUUUUCAGAGAGUAUCCAAAGCCAUAACUUCUUCUCUUCUUCUUCUUCCAAAUAGAAAAUAAACAAAAAAUAAACAAGUAACUGCCCUUAUACUAGUACAAACAGAAAAACAGAAAGAAAAAACUAUAGAGAUAGGAGAAAAAAAAACCCAUAGUGGUAGAAUUUAAUUUACAUACACAAGAAAAAAGAUUGUUCUUUUUCAGUUCAUUCAUUCCCAUCAGCUUCACCUUUCAUCUUAUCCAAUCUUGGAUAUCAGUCUUGUGAGGAAGAGCAGAGGGUAGAUCCAGAUCAGAGCAAGGCCGCAGGCUGGUGCUUCUUUUGGAUUGAAUCUGGACGACAUGUUAGAAGACCGGUCUUGUUUGGUGUCAAGGGAUUAUCGGACAGAAAGUAACUGGGCGGCUUGCAUGAGUUAUCGCCUUGAUAGGAUUGAGGUCCAGCGUGGCAAAAGGCCAUUGGAAAACGAUGAGGAGAGUGAACAGGUGCAAUGCAAGUUGCCAAAGCACUCCGAUGCUUUCAACCGAGUGGGAGGAGUGGCUCUAUCCUUGGGCAAUUCUUCAGCAUCCCCUGAUGAGCAAGCUGGCAAUCAGCGUCAUGCUGGGGAUAAUUCUGAUUCGAGCUCUCUUAUUCAUGCCAUUGGCCGUGACAACUCCAUCAGUUGUCUCAUUCAUUGCUCCAGGUCGGAUUAUGGCGCCAUAGCAUCUUUGAAUCGUAGCUUUCGCUCAUUAAUUAGGAGCGGUGAACUUUACAGAUUGCGGCGGCAAAAUGGCGUGGUUGAGCAUUGGGUUUAUUUCUCCUGCCAGCUGCUUGAAUGGGAAGCUUUUGACCCUACUCGCCGCCGUUGGAUGCAUCUGCCAACUAUGAAUCCCAAUGAAUGCUUUGUGUUCUCCGACAAGGAGUCUUUGGCCGUUGGCACAGAGCUGCUUGUGUUUGGAAAGGAGGUAUUGGCGCAUGUUAUUUAUCGCUACAGCUUAUUGACAAAUACGUGGUCAUCUGGAAUGCAGAUGAAUGCACCAAGGUGUUUGUUUGGUUCCGCCAGCCUCGGGGAAAUUGCCAUUCUAGCUGGUGGUUGUGACUCGCAAGGCAGUAUUCUUAGCUCAGCUGAACUUUACAAUUCGGAGGCAGGAACAUGGAAGACCUUGCCGAGCAUGAACAAGCCACGUAAGAUGUGUUCUGGGGUAUUCAUGGAUAGAAAGUUUUAUGUGAUAGGAGGCAUUGGAGGAGCUGAAUCAAAGCUGUUGACGUGUGGGGAGGAGUAUGAUCUGGAAACAGGAACAUGGACUGAAAUCCCGAACAUGUCUCCUGUGCGUACAGCAAGGAACGAUAUGCCUGCUACAUCUGAAGCACCUCCUUUGGUGGCAGUUGUAAAUAAUGAAUUGUAUGCUGCUGAUUAUGCUGACAUGGAGGUGAGGAAGUAUAACAAGCAAAGCAAAGAAUGGGUUACCAUAGGACGACUGCCCGAAAGAGCAGCUUCAAUGAACGGUUGGGGUUUGGCUUUUCGAGCAUGUGGUGAUAGGUUAAUUGUAAUUGGAGGGCCUAGGGCAAUUGGUGAAGGAUAUAUUGAAGUAAAUUCGUGGGUACCGAGUGAAGGGCCUCCACAAUGGAACUUGCUUGGCCGAAAGCGAUCUGGUAGCUUUGUGUAUAAUUGUGCCGUCAUGGGAUGCUGAAGAUACGGAAUUUGGCAGCCCCCAUGUGUUGUACUGUAGCGGCAUUGGAUGCCGAUAGAUACAUAAUUGGUUUCUGGGGCAACAGGAUUCUUGCUAAUGGGUAAUUUAUCCCAACUUCUUUUUUUUUUUCUUUUCACAAUCUCUUUUUUUAAAUCUUUUUCAGAGUGGGGGAGCACAAACUUGGCUCAAGAUUCAACAGCAUAGUUUUCUAUGGAAGGUCUUGAGUACAAUUCUUCUUUUCCUUUUCAACUUCUAUCCAAAGUUCCUUUCAAUUGAAUUGUCUUCUCCCAUUUUCAGUAACAUGAUAUUCCAAAGGUGGCCAUCAAAUAGCUAGAGAUAGGUGAAAUAACAUAAGGGAGCAAUACAGUGAUAGAUUUUGAUUAGUGUUUGCUAAAGCUUCUCUAGGAAAGUCAUAGAACUUGUACUUUUUGGGUUUCGCGAUCCUUAUUUUCUUGACUUUGUCGAGGAGAGAAAUAAGGUUCUGCAAGGUUGUUCUUUAGCAUCUUGGCUUGUGUACUGAGUACAUUUAUUCUUGCAAUUGAUGGUCCACAAAUUAAGCUUACUUUCAAGACAAUUGGUAGCUUUGGAAAUGAAGUACUUUGUUCCAGCUUUCAGUUUCAUACAUGUUAUCUUAGGAAUUCUUUCCUUUAUUGUGACAGUUUCAUACUCACCUGUUUUUUAUUUGUGAAUACAUGAAAAAAGAAAAGAAAAAAUGGUGUAGGCACCAAUUAUAUGGUGCUUUGAUAUUAA
Molecule: messenger RNA, 2576 nt
Organism: Nicotiana attenuata
Lineage: Eukaryota; Viridiplantae; Streptophyta; Magnoliopsida; Solanales; Solanaceae
Product: F-box/kelch-repeat protein SKIP11-like
Exons: 2
Coding region: 501-1826 (441 amino acids)
Cellular component (GO): nucleus
Molecular function (GO): protein binding
Source: RefSeq, a predicted model, not a curated record